AUGACUGUUGACUUAGACCAAUACGCAAAGCCUGGAAAAAGUUACUACCUUGCGCUCGGUUUGGAAGGAUCGGCCAAUAAAAUCGGUGUCGGGGUCAUCAAGCAUAACUUGGGCCAGCUCUCGCUGACUAACAGUGCAGAGGUCUUGUCAAACGUAAGAGAUACGUACGUGACUCCACCGGGAGAAGGAUUUCUUCCAAGAGACACAGCCAGACACCACAGAAAUUGGGUGGUCCGUAUUAUCAAGGAUGCUUUAAAAGUUGCCAAGGUAAGCGGCCUGGACUUGGACUGCAUAUGCUUUACCCAAGGGCCAGGUAUGGGUGCUCCUCUACAGAGUGUGGUUAUCGCCGCCAGGACGUUGUCACAGCUAUGGGACUUGCCCUUGGUGGGUGUGAACCACUGCAUCGGACACAUAGAGAUGGGUAGGGAAAUCACUGGGGCCCAGAACCCGGUCGUUCUUUAUGUCAGUGGGGGGAACACCCAAGUCAUCGCAUACUCGAGACAGCGGUACAGAAUCUUUGGUGAAACUUUGGAUAUUGCCAUAGGGAAUUGCUUGGAUAGGUUUGCAAGAACCUUAAAGAUCCCCAACAUCCCCUUCCCGGGUUACAACAUCGAGCAAAUGGCCAAAAAGGGCAAGCAUCUCGUCCCCUUGCCCUACACAGUAAAGGGGAUGGACCUCUCAAUGUCAGGGAUUUUGGCCCAUAUAGACCAAUUGGCCAAGCAGAUGUUCUCCGGCAAGAAGCCACCUGUAGACGAAGAAACUGGCGAACCCAUCACUGCUGAAGAUCUUUGCUUUUCUCUCCAAGAAACGCUUUACUCUAUGCUUGUUGAAAUAACAGAGAGAGCAAUGGCACACGUACAGUCGAACCAAGUCUUAAUCGUGGGUGGUGUAGGGUCGAACUUGAGAUUGCAAGAAAUGAUGCAGUUGAUGGUCCAAGACAGGAAAGGCGGCUCUAUUCAUGCAACAGACGAGAGGUUUUGCAUAGACAAUGGUAUAAUGAUAGCGCAUGCUGGUUUAUUGAGCUACAGAACCGGCCAAACAAAUGAAUUAUGGAACACGGUUUGCACUCAGCGAUAUAGAACUGAUGAAGUGUUCGUGAAGUGGAGAGACGACUAG
Molecule: messenger RNA, 1116 nt
Organism: Dujonia railenensis
Lineage: Eukaryota; Fungi; Ascomycota; Pichiomycetes; Serinales; Debaryomycetaceae
Source: the annotation of a GenBank genome assembly